Pneumocystis jirovecii RU7 is the source of this 519-nucleotide messenger RNA. RefSeq names its product DNA repair protein rad50. Gene Ontology annotation, molecular function: G-quadruplex DNA binding; single-stranded telomeric DNA binding; double-stranded telomeric DNA binding. Gene Ontology annotation, biological process: chromosome organization involved in meiotic cell cycle; double-strand break repair; telomere maintenance via telomerase. The transcript is spliced from 4 exons. The record is from RefSeq and is a predicted model, not a curated record. NCBI's taxonomy places the organism in Eukaryota, Fungi, Ascomycota, Pneumocystomycetes, Pneumocystales, Pneumocystaceae. The coding region runs from base 1 to 519 and encodes 172 amino acids. Gene Ontology annotation, cellular component: Mre11 complex; condensed nuclear chromosome.
AUGAAAUAUCAUAGCCUUAAAAUGGAAGAAAUUAACAGAAUUGUUGAUGAAUUAUGGAAAAAAACAUAUUGUGGAACAGAUGUAGAUACAAUUCUUAUAAGAUCAGAUAAUGAAAACCUAAAAGAAAAUAGAUCAUAUAAUUAUAGAGUCUGUAUGAUAAAAGGCGAUACAGAACUUGAUAUGAGAGGAAGAUGUAGCGCAGGUCAAAAAGUUUUAGCAAGUAUUAUCAUCAGACUUGCACUUGCAGAAUGCUUUGGUACAAAUUGCGGUAUUUUAGCAUUAGAUGAACCAACAACUAACCUUGAUCGUGAAAAUAUACAGUCUUUAGCUAUAUCCUUAGCAAAUAUUAUCCUUCAGCGGCGUCAACAAGCUAAUUUUCAAUUGAUUGUUAUUACUCAUGAUGAAGAUUUUUUAAGGAUGAUGAGUUGCAGUGACUAUUGUGAUUACUAUUACAGAAUUAGCCGAAAUGAGCAACAAAAGAGCGUAAUCGAAAAACAAAGAAUAUCCGAGGUAAUAUAA